GAUGACUACGCCCGUACGACACGCCAAAGGAAGUGCUAGAUGGCGGUACAUCUCGGACGGCUACAGCAAAUACUGGUAUCUGAGGUCUGCCCUCCGUUGGCUAUCCAUCGUCGCCGCUGUGACUGGUUUGAUCGUGUUUGCUAUCGUGUACCAUGAUUGGGCAGACUAUAGGAAUAUCCAUACCCUCUACAUGGGUUCCAUACUCUUCAUCGUAGCUCCUCUUCUGUCUUUCGUGACCAGUGUAAUCGCGCUCACGCUUUUGUUCCUCUCACGGAGGAAGAUUAUCAUUAAUCCUGGAUGGCUUCUUAGUAUGGACCUCAUCACUGGCUUGCUACUAGCCUUAGAUCUGGCCAUCAAUGGCCAGUACUGGUCUGGUACGGGAUUUUCUGAUGGGCUAGGUCUGCUUCAGAUACCUUGGUGGUUCGGUCUGAUUCUGGGAGUUCUACAUUGCAUCCUGUUCCUGCUUGAAAUCUGGGAAGUGCAUGUUCAUCGGCGAAUGUCACGAGAACAGCGCAAGCUUAGCAGAUCUGACGAUGUUGAAGCCGGCGAUGCUGGUUCAAAGACAGAGUCUAUUAAACCUGACGUUGCACCAGAUGAUGUUGAGCUUCAAGGCACAACCUCAGCAACUCCAGAUGCGGCAGAGGUCACUGGUGUGUCCUCACACGUCGAGGUUCCAGAUACCUCUUCUCCUCGAACCGAGCUUCCAAACAGCGCUCUAGUCGAGAUGCCAGCUGCACUACCGGCCAAGAUAUUGGUAGAACUUCCCGAUGGACGGAUCUUGGAAUUACCUGAGGGAAGCCGUGUAGAACUUCCAGCUGAGCCCAUAGCGGAGCUACCUGACACUAGCAGAAAGUUGCGCAUCAACACACAACCAUAUGAUCUCGAUUCGGCAUCAACGGCGUCAACCGAGUGGUAUGGCAGCAGUCCGGUGGCUCCAUCAUACACAACGCGAGAG
Messenger RNA from Aureobasidium musti, 955 nucleotides. The record is from the annotation of a GenBank genome assembly. Lineage: Eukaryota; Fungi; Ascomycota; Dothideomycetes; Dothideales; Saccotheciaceae.